GCGAGAUGAUGUCAGAGUGAGCGUGACGUUGACAGCGGCGAGUGGAAUCUCUGGGUAGAGUUUGGAACGUUGUGUAGCAGUUUCGGGAUGAGUGUCUGGGGCUUUGGUUCUUGGCUCAGGUUGAGGGCAUUUUCUCGGUUACAGAUUGUACAGAAACAUUUGAUGUCCACAAAUGCCAAUUCGGGAAAGGAAGUGCUCUUAAUGAAGUCUGGAUGUGCUGGAAUAAUCACACUAAAUCGGCCAAAGGCCCUGAAUGCAUUGAACCUCUCUAUGAUCAGACAGAUCUAUCCCCAGCUAAAGAAAUGGGAGCAGGACAAUGAAACUUCAUUGGUAAUCAUCAAAGGCGCAGGGGAAAAGGCAUUCUGUGCUGGGGGUGACAUCAGAGCCGUUACAGAGGCAGGAAAAGUUGGAGACAGACUGGCUGAAGAUUUCUUCAGAGAGGAAUAUAUUCUAAACAAUGCAAUCGGAAGCUGCCAGAUACCGUAUGUUGCCCUUGUUGACGGAAUAAUGAUGGGAGGAGGUGUGGGGUUAUCAGUGCAUGGACAUUUCCGGGUGGCCACAGAGAAAACACUGUUUGCUAUGCCGGAGACAGGAAUAGGUCUGUUCCCAGAUGUAGGAGGAGGUUACUUCUUGCCAAGACUGGAAGGGAAACUUGGCUUGUUUCUUGCCUUGACAGGAUUUAGAAUUAAAGGGAGAGAUGUGCAAGAAGCUGGAAUUGCGACUCACUUUGUAAAGUCUGAGAAGAUUCCUGCUUUGGAGCAAGAUUUGGUGUCUCUACAGUCUCCUUCAAAAGAGGAUGUUGCAGAUGUAUUAAAUUCAUAUCAUAUGAAGUGCAAAGCCGAUGAUCAAUUUGUCUUAGCAGAGCAUAUGGACAAGAUUAAUAGGUUGUUUAAAACCAACAGUGUCGAGGAAAUAAUGGAAAAUAUGAGAGAAGAUGGAAGUCCAUUUGCUGUUCAACACUUGGAGAUGUUGAAGAAAAUGUCUCCGACAUCCAUGAAGAUUACUUUUCAACAGCUUGAACAAGGAGCCAGAAAGAAUUUGUCGGAAGUUUUAAUUAUGGAGUACAGACUUAGUCAAGCUUGUAUGAGAGGCCAUGAUUUCUAUGAAGGUGUGCGAGCAGUGCUGAUCGACAAGGAUCAAAGCCCAAAGUGGAAGCCUGCAACUCUGGAGGAGGUGACAGAGGGCUACCUGAGCAGUUGCUUUAAGUCACUUGGAGCCAAAGAACUCAAGUUUUGAAUGUAUGAAUGGACUGAGUAUUUAAAAUGAAAAUGUUUCAAGGUCUCAUGGAUGUUUGCUGUUCUCUUCAAGCUUAUGGGUAAAUUAUGUAUUUGUCUGGUGAAAAAUUUGUAACACAAGUAUAAUAAAUGAGGGAACACUGAAA
Amblyraja radiata (thorny skate) is the source of this 1381-nucleotide messenger RNA. It is a transcript of the gene hibch, whose product is annotated as 3-hydroxyisobutyryl-CoA hydrolase. Gene Ontology annotation, cellular component: mitochondrion. The record is from RefSeq and is a predicted model, not a curated record. Lineage: Eukaryota; Metazoa; Chordata; Chondrichthyes; Rajiformes; Rajidae. Bases 88 to 1236 code for a protein of 382 amino acids. The transcript is spliced from 14 exons. Gene Ontology annotation, molecular function: 3-hydroxyisobutyryl-CoA hydrolase activity. Gene Ontology annotation, biological process: L-valine catabolic process.